CAUUAAAAAUUUCGUUCUUACAUUGCCUUUGCCAUGUGAUUUUAUUUGUAAAUAUUGUAAAAUUUACAUUAUAAUCGGAAAAUAUGCAACAAGCACAUAGAGCAGGAACAUUAAAACAGAGCAAUAAAGCUCACAAAUCUCGACAUAGGUCAAAACGAGGCAUUUCAGCUGCAGUUAAAGGAAAGGUUAAUGUCAAGGAGUUUGUCCGUCGCAAUCGCCAUAUACUCAAGAAAGAUGAACGUCGUCACCAGUCUUUGCAGCUUCGUAAGAACAAAAGAGAGGAAGUCUUGAACAAGAAACGUGCUCUGGGGGGAGGCCGCAACCCGCCGUUCCUAGUUUGUGUAGUCCCGCUAAACGCACAGCUUGAUGUUAACUCGGCCCUUGUUAUACUAAAAACAUGUUCUGAAGGUGCAAUAAUUAAUGAAAGCAAAAAUGGAAUUCUGCAUAUUGCGUUGGCUAACUUCAAACAGCGCUUUUCAUUUAUUUGUCCAGAAGUCGGAAAUGAUUUUAGUUUGCUGGACGCAAUGAAGAUUUCUGAUACAGUGUUGUUUGUUUGUUCUGCAUUAGAUGAGCCUGUCGAUGAGUGGGGUGAAAAAGCACUGGCAUUAUCUAUGGCACAAGGAAUGCCUACACCUGUGGUUGUGACUAUGGAUAUUGAGGGUGUUCAUCCAAAAAAAAGAACAUCAGAGAAGCAAAAUGUUCAGAAACUCAUAUCUAAAUGGUUGCCAGAAGAAAAGGUAAUGCAAUUAGACAAAGAAUCAGAUGGCUUAAAUGUUUUGAGAAGAAUAGGAAAUCAAAAACGUAACAUUAUUCACCACAGGGAAAAACGGCCCUAUAUGCUAGCCGAGGAGUAUGAGUUUACACCCAAUCCUGAGGGUGAAGAGGGGGUUUUGAAAAUUAGUGGCUACCUCCGCGGUAUGCCACUGAAUGUAAAUGGACUGCUUCAUAUAACUGGUCUGGGAGAUUUUCAAAUGUUGAGAAUUGAUGGGCAUGAUGAUCCCUACCCGAUAAGCUCAGUCAAAGAAAAUGUUAAGUCCAAUGGAAUGGAUGCCGAGGUCACAAAAGUCACAGUUUUGCAAGAGGCAGACCCACAAAAACAACAGCCAUUGAUAUGUGAAAACAUCCCCGAUCCAAUGGAAGCGGAACAGACUUGGCCCACAGAUGAAGAAAUUAAGGAUGCAAAUAUUGAAACUAAAAAGAAAGUGAAAAAAGUUCCCAAAGGCUGGUCAGAUUACCAGGCAGCAUGGAUUGUAGAAUCGGAGGAUGAAAAUGAGGAUGAUGAGAAUAUAAGUGAUGAAGAUGACGAUAAUGAAGACGAUCAGUUUAUGUCCUGUGAGGAGGAUGAUUCAGAAGUUGAGGAGAAUGGACAAGACAAUGACUUUGAAUCCGUUGCUGAUUCAGAGGCAGUACCCAAUGAUGAAAGAUAUGAUGCCACAAUUGAUGCAAUGGAGGAGCAUGAGAUGCUGCAGAAGCUGGCUGCUGCAAAGGAGGACCAGCAGUUUCCAGAUGAAGUCGACACUCCUCAAGAUGUCCCAGCUAGGGAGAGGUUUAUGAGGUACAGAGGAUUGGAAUCAUUCAGAACAUCUCCUUGGGAUACCAAAGAGAAUUUGCCCACAGAUUAUGCUAGAAUAUUCCAAUUUGAAAACUAUGAUAGGACAAGAAGGAGAGUAUUCAAGGAACUUGAAGAAAGUCUUGUUAACAUGCAUGGUUUCUACAUCACAAUUCAUGUGAAAAUGCGUAGCGAUCUCUGGACAGUUUUCCAUGAGGCAAACAAGAAUGCGCCACUUGCAGUAUUUGGGCUCCUGCCGCAUGAGCAUAAGAUGUCCGUGAUGAAUGUUGUUUUGAAGAGAACUGGUGCAAGCGAUGAGCCCAUCAAGAGUAAGGAGAGACUGAUCUUCCAAGUAGGGUAUAGGCGGUUCAUAGUUAACCCCAUAUUUAGCCAACAUACUAAUGGCAGCAAACAUAAGUAUGAAAGGUUCUUCCAGCCAGCUUCUACAUGUGUUGCAACCUUCUUUGCUCCCAUACAGUUCAGUCCAUCUACAGUUUUAUGUUUCAAGGAAAAGAAGAACACACAACUGCAGCUAGUGGCUUCAGGUGUAUUACUGUCUUGUAACCCAGACAGACUGGUCAUAAAACGAAUUGUACUCUCUGGUCAUCCAUUCAAGGUCCACACAAAAUCUGCAGUGAUAAGGUUUAUGUUCUUCAAUAGAGAUGAUGUUAUUUACUUCAAGCCAUGUAAACUAAGGACAAAAUAUGGACGUACAGGCCAUAUCAAGGAACCACUAGGUACUCACGGCCACAUGAAGUGUGUGUUUGACGGUCAGCUGAAAUCUCAGGACACGGUGCUUUUGAAUCUGUACAAGAGAAUGUUCCCAAAGUGGACAUAUGAGAACUGUAUAGUGACGGACAAACCGACCGCCGGUGACGCUAUGGUGGAAUAAAUUACAUCAAACAUUA
Aricia agestis (brown argus) is the source of this 2457-nucleotide messenger RNA. It is a transcript of the gene Tsr1, whose product is annotated as pre-rRNA-processing protein TSR1 homolog. Gene Ontology annotation, biological process: endonucleolytic cleavage of tricistronic rRNA transcript (SSU-rRNA, 5.8S rRNA, LSU-rRNA); ribosome biogenesis; maturation of SSU-rRNA from tricistronic rRNA transcript (SSU-rRNA, 5.8S rRNA, LSU-rRNA). Gene Ontology annotation, molecular function: GTPase activity; GTP binding; U3 snoRNA binding. The record is from RefSeq and is a predicted model, not a curated record. The transcript is spliced from 8 exons. Bases 84 to 2441 code for a protein of 785 amino acids. Lineage: Eukaryota; Metazoa; Arthropoda; Insecta; Lepidoptera; Lycaenidae. Gene Ontology annotation, cellular component: preribosome, small subunit precursor; nucleus.